Messenger RNA from Dromiciops gliroides (monito del monte), 1606 nucleotides. RefSeq names its product homeobox C6 (gene HOXC6). Gene Ontology annotation, molecular function: RNA polymerase II cis-regulatory region sequence-specific DNA binding; DNA-binding transcription factor activity, RNA polymerase II-specific. NCBI's taxonomy places the organism in Eukaryota, Metazoa, Chordata, Mammalia, Microbiotheria, Microbiotheriidae. Gene Ontology annotation, cellular component: nucleus. The coding region runs from base 1 to 708 and encodes 235 amino acids. The transcript has 2 exons. The record is from RefSeq and is a predicted model, not a curated record. Gene Ontology annotation, biological process: regulation of transcription by RNA polymerase II; anterior/posterior pattern specification.
AUGAAUUCCUAUUUCACUAACCCGUCCUUAUCGUGCCAUCUCGCCGGGGGUCAGGACGUUCUCCCCAACGUCGCCCUCAAUUCCACCGCCUAUGAUCCAGUGAGACAUUUCUCGACCUAUGGAGCGGCGGUGGCACAGAACCGGAUCUACUCGUCUCCCUUUUAUUCGCCACAAGAGAAUGUCGUGUUCAGUUCGAGCCGGGGGCCGUAUGACUAUGGAUCUAAUUCCUUUUACCAGGAAAAAGACAUGCUCUCAAAUUGCAGGCAGAACACCUUAGCACACAACACACAGACCUCAAUGGCCCAGGACUUUAGCUCUGAGCAAAGCAGGACUGCUCCCCAAGACCAGAAAACCAGUAUCCAGAUCUACCCCUGGAUGCAGCGAAUGAAUUCGCACAGUGGGGUCGGCUAUGGGGCGGACAGGAGACGCGGCCGGCAGAUCUACUCUCGAUACCAGACCUUGGAGCUGGAAAAAGAAUUUCACUUCAACCGUUACCUAACCCGGCGCCGGCGGAUCGAGAUCGCCAAUGCGCUCUGCCUGACCGAGAGACAGAUCAAAAUUUGGUUCCAGAACCGCCGGAUGAAAUGGAAAAAGGAAUCUAAUCUCACUUCCACGCUGUCGGGGGGCGGCGGAGGGGCCGCGGCCGACAGCCUAGGCGGCAAGGAGGAGAAGCGGGAAGAGACAGAAGAAGAAAAACAGAAAGAGUGAAAACUGUCUCGCCUCCCCCCCACCUUCCCCCACUACCCAGUUCACUCCUCUUCCUCCCUAGACCUUCUGCUCCCCGCCUUUCUCACAUACCCUGUAUUUAUCACUGGCACAAUUUAUAUUUUGACUCCCUCAGGAAGAAUAGGGAGUCAAAUGUGGACCUUCAAGUCAGAUCUCGCCCCUGCUCCCUCUCCCCAAACACCCCCUGCUCCCUCCCUCUCUCCCUUUCUUUCUUCGGCCUCCUCUCCCUUUACCUCCCUGAUCCCGCCGGCCUUGGGGGCCUAGGUCUCUGAACCUCGAUUCGGAUACCAUUGGGCUCACUUUGAAUAAGGACUGGAUCCUCCUCCCUCCUCCACCCCAAGCCCCACUCUAGGGCCCAGCAGCAAAGAGCCGACCCACAAGGCGCCUAUUUCCCAUUCAGCCUCCCCAGGGGCGAGAAGGGCUCUAAAGCCGAGUGAGUCAGCGAGGCCCUACUUAGCGACACUGCUAAAGGGUCUAAAACAACCCAUGGGGCUGUUGGAGUGGGCAGGAAGCUUCCCCCCUCUUUCAACCCCUGCUGGUCCCAGUUCCAAUCCCAGUACCCCAGCUCAGUCCCCCCGAAGCUCCGACAUAUUUUCCAGCAUAGCCCAAUCGUAUUUAAAGAAUCCUCGGGGGUCAUUAUGGCAUAUAACAAACUGUGACAGUUUCUGUGUGAAUAUUUUUAGCUGUAUUUGUGGUCUCUGUAUUUAUAUUUAUGUUUAGCGCCGUCAAUGUUCCAAUCCCAAAUUUAAAAAGAAAAGGGGUGGGGGGUGGGAAACUGAAAGGAAACAAUAUGAAUGAAGUUUGUUUAGCCAGUAGGAAAAAAAGAGAAAAAAUACAAAAAAGAAAAAAUGCCCCUUGUGUUACCCUCCUGUAUAAAUCC